UUCAAGGACUAUGAUUGCAUUAUUGGAGCAGUUAAUGAAGGACAAAAUCACUGGACAUUAUUGGUUAUUUUUCCACAAGAAAAAAUGAUAUGUUACUAUAAUCCAAUGGGUGAAAUGUUCCUGUCUAUGCAUGAAUUGAUGGAGAACUGGUAUUACUUUAUGAAGAAAAGGUCAGAUUUUAUGCUUGAUGGGGAAGGAUCAUGGAGAGUACAAGUCCUAGAGCACUCAAAGCAAAUGGAUGGCACAUCAUGUGGUGUUUAUGUAUUGAAGAUGGCAGACACAGUCCUUUCAAAUGGUGAUGUAGGAUUUCAAAUGACACCAGAAGAACUACUAAUGUACCGCCUACAUAUUGGUGCUGUGAUAAUGAGAAAUCUAGGUCUGACAAGACUGCACCAGGCACUACAAUCAAGAAGAACUGUCAGACUGAACAAUUCAUGUGUGAAUGAUUCAACAAACAUUUCCUCUAUUGUCAAACCAGCAUUAGUCAGUAAAGAAGAAAAUGUCAGUCCUUCAGUUACUGGUGAUAGGUAUAAUGAAACAGUAAUUGAUGAUGGAGCUAACGAAGAAACUGAAUUGUUUUUAUGUAGAGCUAAUGGCAAACCUAAAAGACCUUGUUUGUUUUGUGGAAAAUUUCAAACUCAUCUGACCAGACAUCUAAAAACAAAACAUAAAGGAGAAGAGGAUGUUAUCAUGGCAAUGCAACUCCCACCAAGGGAUAGGAACCAGGCAUUUGAUGUGUUAAAGAGAAAAGGCUACCAUAAUUAUAAUUUAUUAAAAAUGAAAGAGGAUGAUUUUAACGAAAAAAAAUUGAUUAAAGAACGAAAAGCAAGAAAAGACAGAGAUGGUGAGAUAGAGAAAAGAGCAAUGUGCUCUUCUUGCAAUGGUUUUUUUGUAAAAGAACAUAUGAAGAAUCACAAAAUAAAAUGUUUUGCAGCAGAAGGAUGCACUAGGGUUCCUGUUGCUAUACCCAUAGAAACUGUUAAGGAUGUCAAAUACUCAGAAGAAUAUAAGGAAGAUAUUUUGAGUUCCUUUUGGGAUGACCAGAGUGGAAGAUUCUGUAGAAGUGAUCCAUAUAUAAAAGAUUUUGGAUUUCAUUAUUAUAGGAAGAUGGUAUCCAGAAAAGACAAAUCCCAGCAAAAUAGGAAAAGUAUUACGAAGCAGAUGAGAACAAUUGCCAAUUUAUAUUUCUAUGUUAAAGAGGAGGCUGAAAAAUCAGAUAUAACUGUAACAUCUGCAUUAGAUAUUUUUAAAAUGGAGAACUUUCCUGUUUUUAUGGAUGGAAUUAAUUCAAUGGCAGCAAAAGAUGACGGAGGGAUGAAGUCAGGACUGAAAAAGAAUGUUGGUCAUCUUAUACAAAAUGUCCUUACCCACUUAAAAGGAAAAUAUAUUUUAGAAAACAAGAAAGAUGAAAUGAGUAAAGUUGACGAUUUCAAUACAUUAUUAGACUACUAUAAAGGAGAAAUAUUUAGUGAUGCUGAGUAUAAUUGCAAAAAAAAUAGGCAAGAAAACUUGAGACGACCUAGACAGCUACCAGUAGAGGAUGACAUUAAUAAGCUUAGGCAGUUUAUCUUAACACAAAUAAAAGAGUUGGAUGACCCUUAUAAAUUUUUAGAACCAAAUGAAUAUACCUUUCUCAGAGAUCUUAUAGUUAGUAGACUAACAUUAUUCCAUGCAAAAAGAGGAGGGGAACCAAGCAGACUCACUUUAAAAGAAUGGAUGGAUGCAAAGGAUGAUGCAUGGGUAGAUGAAAGCCAAAUGAAAAAGGUGAAAAACCCAGAGGAAUUGGAACUUUUUCAGAAAUAUAAAUUGACAUAUCAAUCUGGUAAAUGUGUUAGUCACCUUCUCCCAAUUCUCAUCCCUGAAGACACAUGGAAGGCCAUGACAAAACUAACAGAUCAGCAAAUUAGACAAGCAGCAGGUGUCAAACAAACUAAUAUAUACGUAUUUCCUUAUAUUAAAGAUUCAAACUUUCAUGUAUGCGGCUGGAAAAGUGUAAACAAAAUUUGUAAGAAGGCAGAAUUAUCAAAAAGGAUUAAUGCUACUCAGAUGAGGCAUUACAUGUCAACAUUAUUUGCCAAUUUGGAGGUAACAGAUGCUACAAGAGAAGCCUUCUACAGACAUAUGGGACAUUCUGAAGAAGUUAACAAACACGUUUAUCAAUGUCCAUUGGCAAUACAAGAAAUAACUAAAGUGGGGAAGUUCUUUCACCAAUUUGAUUUAGAUUCAGGUAAUAUAACAGCAGAAGAGGAACCCAACAGUCAAGAGGAUGUCGCAGGACCAUCAUCACUGAAUGACAACAAGUGUGCAAAAAGUGAAGUAGAUGAAGGUAGCAGUGAAUUGACAAAAAGUACUGAAAAGAAAGGACAAAAGAAAUUUUGUGUUUUUAAAUUAUUUUAA
Molecule: messenger RNA, 2397 nt
Organism: Mytilus californianus (California mussel)
Lineage: Eukaryota; Metazoa; Mollusca; Bivalvia; Mytilida; Mytilidae
Exons: 12
Coding region: 85-2397 (770 amino acids)
Source: RefSeq, a predicted model, not a curated record